ACAGACACGCGAGGUCAGGAAGGAGCCGCCGAUACGUUGCCGCUUCCUCCGCGCCGCCGCCAGCGCCGACCCCCGGGCCCCCGCCGCAGCCCCGCGGGCUCGCCGGCCCCGAGCCCCGAGCGCCGCGAGCCCCGAGCCCCGGCCACGCGGAGGAGAGACGAGCGCGGAGCCCGCCGGCCCGAGAGCGAGCGGGAGGGCAGCCCCCGGCCGGCGGAACCGAGCGCAGCCGAGCGCGGCGCCGCGGCCGCCCCAGGUCCAGAACAACAACUUUUGCUGAGGAGCCUCCAAAACAAAGUGAGGAGGACAUGGCCACCAAGGAGAAGUUGCAGUGUCUGAAAGACUUUCACAAAGACAUCCUGAAGCCAUCCCCAGGGAAGAGCCCAGGCACCCGGCCUGAAGAUGAGGCUGAGGGGAAGCCCCCUCAGAGGGAGAAGUGGUCCAGCAAGAUCGACUUUGUGCUCUCUGUGGCUGGUGGCUUUGUCGGCUUGGGCAACGUCUGGCGGUUCCCAUACCUCUGCUACAAAAAUGGUGGAGGUGCAUUUCUCAUACCAUAUUUUAUUUUCCUGUUUGGCGGCGGCCUGCCUGUGUUCUUCCUAGAGGUAAUCAUAGGCCAGUACACCUCUGAAGGAGGCAUCACCUGCUGGGAAAAGAUCUGCCCCUUGUUCUCCGGCAUCGGCUAUGCCUCCAUCGUGAUCGUGUCCCUCCUGAAUAUAUACUAUGUCAUCAUCCUGGCCUGGGCCACCUACUACCUGUUCCAGUCCUUCCAAUCGGAGCUGCCCUGGGCACACUGCAACCACAGCUGGAAUACGCCUCAGUGUAUGGAAGACACGAUGCGCAAGAACAAAAGCCUGUGGAUCACCCUCAGCACCAAGAACUUCACUUCUCCUGUCACCGAGUUCUGGGAGCGCAACGUGCUGAGCUUGUCUUCUGGAAUUGACGACCCUGGCUCCUUGAAGUGGGACCUUGCUCUCUGCCUUCUCCUUGUAUGGCUGGUCUGCUUCUUCUGCAUCUGGAAGGGUGUCAAGUCCACGGGGAAGGUUGUCUACUUCACGGCCACUUUCCCGUUCGCUAUGCUCCUGGUGCUGCUGGUCCGUGGACUGACACUGCCCGGUGCAGGCGCAGGCAUCAAGUUUUAUCUGUACCCCGACAUCAGCCGCCUCGAGGACCCGCAGGUCUGGAUUGAUGCUGGGACCCAAAUAUUCUUCUCCUAUGCCAUCUGCCUGGGGGCCAUGACCUCUCUGGGGAGCUACAACAAAUACAAGUACAACUCGUACAGGGACUGUAUGCUGCUGGGAUGCCUGAACAGUGGUACCAGUUUUGUGUCUGGCUUCGCAAUUUUUUCCAUCCUGGGCUUCAUGGCACAAGAGCAAGGGGUGGACAUUGCUGAUGUGGCUGAGUCAGGGCCUGGCCUGGCCUUCAUUGCCUACCCAAAAGCUGUGACCAUGAUGCCGCUGCCCACGUUUUGGUCCAUUCUCUUUUUUAUUAUGCUUCUCUUGCUUGGACUGGAUAGCCAGUUUGUUGAAGUCGAAGGACAGGUCACGUCCUUGGUCGAUCUUUACCCAUCCUUCCUAAGGAAGGGUUUCCGUCGGGAAAUCUUCAUCGCCUUCAUGUGUAGCAUCAGCUACUUGCUGGGUCUGUCGAUGGUGACGGAGGGUGGCAUGUAUGUGUUUCAACUCUUUGACUACUAUGCAGCUAGCGGUGUAUGCCUUUUGUGGGUUGCAUUCUUUGAAUGUUUUGUUAUUGCCUGGAUAUAUGGCAGCGAUAACCUUUAUGACGGUAUUGAGGACAUGAUUGGCUAUCGGCCUGGGCCCUGGAUGAAGUACAGCUGGGCCGUGGUCACUCCAGUUCUCUGUGUUGGAUGUUUUAUCUUCUCUCUCGUCAAGUACGUACCCCUGACCUACAACAAAGUCUACGUGUACCCCACCUGGGCCAUCGGGCUGGGCUGGAGUCUGGCCUUGUCCUCCAUGAUGUGUGUCCCCUUGGUCAUGGUCAUCCGCCUCUGCCAGACGGAAGGGCCGUUCCUCGUGAGACUCAAGUACCUGCUGACCCCGAGGGAACCCAACCGCUGGGCCGUGGAGCGCGAGGGGGCUACGCCCUACAGCUCCCGCCUGGCCGUGAACGGCGCUCUCAUGAAACCGACCCACAUCAUAGUAGAGACCAUGAUGUGAGCUCCUGGGCAGACGGGCCGCUUCCCUGCUGUUUACUAACAUUAGAUUCUCAUAGGACCAGGUUUACAGAGCUUUCUAUUUGCACUAGGAUUGUUUUUUUUUUAAUUGUCACAGAAAAUGUUACUCUGUGUGUGUGUGUGUUGGUGUGUGUGUGUGUGUGUGUGUGUGUGUGUGUGUGGUAUUGUGCGUAUGUGUAUUUUGUUUUGAUUUGGGGAUAUUUUGUACAAAAAGAAAACCCACCGGCAGAUGUCCGGGACGAGGCAGAGCUUUCAUAUUGAAUUAGAUGUAUUUUAUGGGAACUUGGUAAAAUUUUCUUUGUAUUUUUUUUACAUAUAACUAUAUAUACAUUUAGAGAUUGUCAUACAGUUUUACCACUUGAAUCGAUCUUCUUGCCAGCAAUAGAUCUCGUUUUUAAAAGCAAUUCUUCGGUGCUUGUGUAGCUGGCAGAAAGUUCUGCCCCCCAAAAACACAGGGUGGAAUUGACCUGGACAGUAGACCCAUUUUAAGGGUGUAGUACCUUCUCAGCCUGGUUCGAGUAGAAGCAUACAGUGGGGCUGGGGCGGUGAGGGGAGGCCCCACUAGCUGGCCAGACCCAGAGAGGCUGGAGAAAGGAGGGCCACAAGCUUCAAUGACACUUGUCUUAGCCAAUAAGAGAAAUGCCAAAAUAAUGGAUCAACCCCUCAGAUCAAGGGAUUGACUUAAGGCAGACAGAGGAGGCCGUACAGCGCAAGUCUGAUUCUCUAGAAACCGUUGUACCAGCAGCAAAACCCCACCUGGUACAUUGAGAUGGAGGGUGGAUAGUCAGAAGGACUGUCGGGCAGGUUGUCAGCACCAUUCAUCCGAGAGGGAGCGGCAAGGGCUCCCGGGAGGGCCAGUGAGGAUGGCGCCCCGACAUUCAGGAGGCGGACUGCUUGGCUGCCGCCCAGGGCCAACCCAGCAGGAGCCGGGGAUCUCAGGGCCCCAAACCUCGCACAGAUGGGGCUGUUGUGUUUUAUGGGAUUCUGUUGUAUCAGGUUCUGGCCAUUUCCCAGCUGACAUGUCUUGCAGCUCUGUGUAGGAGAGAAGCAUGAUGUAUCUGGUGAGGGACGAGGGGUGAGCCAGUGGACCAAAGGGUGUGGGCCCAGGCGUUCAGAGAGGCCUGGUGUCAGGGAGGGCUGCUUUUCUUUCCUCAUCUCUCCAUCCUCAGCUCUGUCCUCAUCUCCCAGAGGCUGGGAAACUCCUGACAAGCUCCCCGCCCCCGGCUGCCCCAGCUCCUAGCUGGGAGUGCCAAGAGUGCUUUUGGAGGCUCCCUGAAUCUUGGAGUCGGGCUAAGCGCUCCCAAGCCCUCCUCCCCAUUCCGGCGCAAGAGCAGCCCUUGGUGGUGGCUUGGGAAAUAGUGAAGCUCUUCAUGACUUCACAACUCCUGCAGUAGCCGGUGUUGGAUGCACACCACGUGGGGACCGAGGAGAGGAGGCGAGGGAGCAUUUUCUAGAAAGGUAGGAUUGUUCAGGGGGCUGGCACCCCAGAACUGGCUUGGCCAAGAGCCUGAUUUAGAGCGGCACUCCUCUCUGAAGAUGUAGAGAAGGUACUCUACCUUUAAAAUCCUGAGACGGACACGUCUCCACCCAAGCCCCCAUUUGGACCUAAACUGUGCCAUUUAAACUGUCACUUCCAAGUUCAGAGUCUCAACUCAACCAAAACAUUGUCAUGCACAAACGCCAGUGACUGCCUCGUGGGGUGCGGAGAGUGAAGCCCAGCUCAGGUGUUGAGAGUGGGGGCUCUCUGAAUCCUGGAACCCUCUCCCUAAAUUUGGGAGGGGAGGAGCCUCUGGUGUGUGCCCCCUCCCCAGAGGCGGAGGCAACCUUGAACCUCUUCUCUCUGGCAAGCAUUCUCAUUUCACAUUUCACUGUUUCCAAAGGAUACACUCUGCCAAACAAUACCCAGUCCUAUUCCAAACCGUUAACAAUUCUGUGUUCCUGUUUUUCUAUGUAUUUAUGGUUGCCGCUGUGUCUGAGUUGAUUUUGUUGUUGUGUCUUUUCCUAAUUUUACUGAGUAGCAAUGUGAUCUGUUUUCCUUCGCCUCAUGGAACUUAGUAAACUAACCACUGUCCAUGAUUGGGGACAGGUGAUGUGUGGGGUCAAGGGGUGCUUGGUAAGCUGUGGCUGCCUGGGCAUUUGUGGUCAUCUCAGGCUACAAUAUCUCCCCUCCGGUAAAAAGGCUACAGUAUUUGGGGUUGGUAGGUAAAUUGCAACAUUCUGGAAAUGGCCUGAGAAAGGCUUCUUCUCAUAAGAUUUGCAGACCAAAUUCUAGACCAAAGACACAAGCAGACCAAGUCCCCAGGCCCUGCCUGGAAGGAAGGUCAGCCACUUUCCCCGAGCCCCUCUCUUGACAAUCUCCCAGUUUACCUGUCUCCAAUCGGGCCCUCUUAUCUACUCCCCUGGCCCUUGUGUGUCUGCAGAACUUGGCUCUGUGAGUACAAGGUGUAAUGAUGCAUGACUUUGAUAUGUCUCCACAUAAAGGAAACUUGUCAUUGGAGCUCAUGACUCUGGUCCUCCUGUCUCUGGAGAACAGGCAGUCCACCCACUCUCUGCCUUGGGAAUGGGUCAGAAAUUCUGGUGCCUGCACCUAGCCCAGUUGGCCAGCUCUGGCAGGGAUGUAAGGGAGAUGGUUAAAGAACUUUCUGAGGAUGCAGAAAUGGGUAAGGGCCUUAGGCUAAAUCUCACCCAGGGAGAUGCUUCCCUGAGCCUGCCAUGGGCUGUGUUGGCCCCUCCAGGGGACAGUCCUGCACAGUCAGUGCCUCCCCGGUCCGCGCCCUUGGAAAAUGGGGGGCUUCUUCUGCGAGGCCCCGAGCACAGAACAGACCGGGCACAGUGGGCAGGGACUGGAACCAGGCUGUCCCGAGUCAGUUCCAGUUGCAGGUUCUCUGAGGUGUGUGUGGCAAGUGGCAAGUGCGUCUCCCCAGUGUUCUCCCUGAAGACCAGAGGCGAGCCUUUAUGAACAAGGAAGCGCUCUGUGCCCCAGCAUUCAGGGACGAGGAGAAGCACCCCUCACCCCCUCCCCAUCCUCAAAGGUCCGGCUCUGUACCCAGUAGCCCUCUGAGCUAGGAACUGAGAUCCCUGUUGCACAUGAGGAAACUGAGGCCCAGUGAAGCCAGCUGUGGAAAGAAGCAGAAGUCCUUGGGCAGGAUUUAGCCUGAGGCCGUGCGGGACAUUCCCAGGCAGCUAGAAGCAGCCUUGGGUGAUUUCUGGGUGGCACAGAACCCCCUCUCUGUAUCUCUUGUUCUCAUCCCAGAUCCCCAGUGCACCCCUAAAGAAGGUGGUGAAGCACGAGGGGAGUGAGCUGCCCUCUGCCUAGCACACGGUGAUCUUGCAUCCCCCACAGGCCGCCACAGCACGGCGGUCCAUGGUCCAGCCAGCUUCUCCCCAACACUGCCCUUCUGGAAGGGGAAAAACUCUGGGCAGCCAGUGCUCAAGGCAGAGGUGCCAGCCUUCCCCUCGAGCCUAGACACAGGCCAGGAAGGAUGCAAGAGAAAGCUCGAGGCGGCUAGAGGUCCCAUCCAGCCCCGAGACCUGGUGCCAGGCAGCCCCACGUAAAUCGCACCGUGCAAAAAUCCAACAAGCACCAACCAAACAAAAUCCCAGAGAGCAAAACUCAGAGAGGGGCGUGAGUAACCCGGAAGCCAGAGAACAGCAUUUCCCUCGCCCCCCUGCCCUGUUAACGCCUGGCCCUCAGAAUGCUCUUGUUUUUAAUAGGAAGCUAUGUUUCAUUGUUCUCUUGUGGGUGUCACUACAGACGUGUUCUGACAGUUCCCUGAGGGAUGGAGCAUCUUGUUAUAUAUUUGGCUUCAAAUUGAGAUGUUGGCUCCGUUUCUCCACCCCCCCCCCCAAUUAAUUUUCGAAUCCCUAGCAACUGUGACUGUAUUUAGCACAAGAGAAAGCUGAGAUCGUGGGUCUUGCCUCCUUCCAGAAAUAUGUCUGGCUCAUCAGGACUUUUUUUUAAGACUUCAAAAUAUUUUUAAGAUAUUUUAAACUUUUGUAAAAAAAAAAAAAGCAACAA
Messenger RNA from Nyctereutes procyonoides (raccoon dog), 6203 nucleotides. It is a transcript of the gene SLC6A6, whose product is annotated as solute carrier family 6 member 6. The transcript has 15 exons. Gene Ontology annotation, molecular function: taurine:sodium symporter activity. The record is from RefSeq and is a predicted model, not a curated record. Gene Ontology annotation, biological process: neurotransmitter transport; taurine transmembrane transport; sodium ion transmembrane transport. Bases 306 to 2168 code for a protein of 620 amino acids. Gene Ontology annotation, cellular component: plasma membrane. Lineage: Eukaryota; Metazoa; Chordata; Mammalia; Carnivora; Canidae.